Molecule: messenger RNA, 1338 nt
Organism: Linum tenue
Lineage: Eukaryota; Viridiplantae; Streptophyta; Magnoliopsida; Malpighiales; Linaceae
Source: the annotation of a GenBank genome assembly
UUAUACUGAAUUACUAAAACUAAAUAAAAAAAUUAAAACAAAGAAGAAAAAAAAUGCAACAAAAGCCCAACCUUGUCAAACCCUUUCUACCCCGACCCGUUCAUAAUCAACGAAACAAUGGUUUGGGAAAAAGAGAUUGAUGAACCUCCUUGGCCCGAAAGACAAAUGACAGAAGAUGGAGCUGAUCAUCAUGACGAGCAGCAGGAGGAGGUUGGUGCGGUAGAUCCGCCGCCAUCGUCAUCCUUUUCUCCUAGUGUCAGUCCGGCGCCGGUGGUAUCUCCGGAAAGAAACCUACUGGAUGCGGGAGAACCUGAUGAGGAUGAUGAGUUGUUCGCGGAAACGUCUAGUCCUAUGUGCUCGUUUGGACUUGAUCCCGAUUGCCCAUGGCACGAGCUAGUUAUGGAGUCGAUGAAUACUGAUUUUGGUUCUUCUGAAGAAGACGAGGACGGAGAUCUAAAGCCCGAGGAGGAAGAAAGGAUGAAAAGGGACACUCUAGGCCUUGCCGAUAUAGCUUUGGACUAUUACAACAAGAAGGAAGGCGUGAAUUAUGUGUUUGACGAGCCCUUCCUUUGCCGUUGCAUUCUCUUUGAACUUGUGAUGGUUUUCCAUUUCAAUUUCACUGCCAAGGAGGGAAACAACUCUCCCAUGGAGGGAAACAGCUCUCCCAGUCCGCUGUUUUUUGGUGAGGCAAUCAGAUACUACGGGGGAGGUUUCAACAUUCUUAAAUGUGUCAAGUUGGAUACUUUUGGAGACAAUGGUGUCCGCAAUGGUUGCAUCUAUUGUCGGAAAGAAAUCAAACAUCCUCCUGUGGGAAUAUGUGAGUUUGGUAUGAACGAGAUUGAUGAUUACAUCAACUUAGAAAGACAAAUGAAAGCAAACAACACCAUUCCAUUCCAUGAUCAAGGCAAGGAAGAAGCUGACUGACUGUGACUGGCCUGCCACCAUUACUGAUCUCCUUCCCAUACCCCAAAUGCCGACCCAUCGACCUGCCUGCUCAAGUAGUAAAAUUCAUUCCCCGCCCUAUUGUUAGCUACGCUACGCACCAAACUUAUAUACUCUAUGCAAGUGUCACGAGGUUAAGACUUUUCUACCAUGUUAGUUAGUUACUCUAAAGAAGUAUAUGUUAUUAAGCAUUAUGCAUUACUAUAUAUUUGUGACUGCCAAGGGAUAGGAUGACAUUGAUCUGGCCUCGGUUAGCUCUGCUACCAGCUCGGGCAAAGGAUCUUUCUCCACCUUCAUUUUUGGUUCAUCUUCUUUCUGGACUCUGUAUAAAAGAGUCUGGUUACGUUGCAACUUGGGUACUGAGGUUUAUUCAUCUUCCUUAUGUGUACAAUUAAC